Molecule: messenger RNA, 195 nt
Organism: Dentiscutata erythropus
Lineage: Eukaryota; Fungi; Glomeromycota; Glomeromycetes; Diversisporales; Gigasporaceae
Source: the annotation of a GenBank genome assembly
AUGUUAAUACCACCCUGUUCUGAAAGUUCUGAUGAGCAUGUGCAUUCUUUGAUGGAAAUAGAACUUCUUCAAAUGGAUACUAUACCUCUUUUAGUAGAAGACAUUGUAUCUCAAAUUAGGUCUGAUGAAAGUGAUAUUGAAGACUAUGAUGACACUACCAGAGGGCUUCGUUUGAAAAUGCUUUUGAUGACUUAG